AUGCGUCACCAUGCUGCACCAUCGGCAUUGGAGGCAGCAGAUGUUGACACUUUUCUGGCGGCUGGACUCGCACAGGCGGGAUCACACAACUUACGAGACGGCCUGGGUGUGGAGGAGCGCUAUCUAAACUUUGAGUUCGGAACAGUCCAAGGAAAAGCCCCUGCUGGCAUGAGGAGAAGAGUGGAGGAAAUGCAGGCCAGAGCUCAUGACUCCGAUACACUCCCGGAAGAGGUCUGCUCGUUGCAUCAAGCAGAAACUGCUGCAGCUCAGCGCAUUCAAGAGCUAGACAGCAAUUUGCGAGAGGAAGCAAAAGGUGUGGAGCAAGUGCUUGGGUCAGCAGGGGGAGGAACGUCAUCUUCAGCAGAACUGGCGACAGAGGCCAGAAGAGAGUGGAAUGAAGUUAUUUUGAGGAUCAAGGCACUUUGGGAAAGCCAGAAAUUGAAGCACAUCUUGGAGAUUCAAGAGCAACGAUUUGGCAAGGAGGAUCGAGACACACUCAACACCAAGAUUGAUCUGGCGGCCGCUCUGCAGCUGCAAAAGGAUUUCACCGGAGCGCAGAAACAACUGGAAGAAGUAUUUGAAGCUCUUAGCCGAGCUCGAUCUGCCGAUCUGAAGCCACAACUGGAGGAAGUAUCUGAAGCUCUUGGCCGAGCUGGACCUACCGAUCUCAAGGAUGACCCACUCACACGCAGGGCGGUCGACUGCUUUGCGAGUUUACUUGGAUGCCUUCACGAAGACAAGGAGACAGUGUUGAAGGAAGUCUCGAAAAUGCAAUCGCAAAAGCUUGGGGAGGAGCAUCCACUGACCGUGAACUCCAAGGCCGACCUAGCAGUUCUACAAGAACGGGACGAGCAAAAAGAAGCCGCUCAAGUGUUGAAGGAAAUUUUGCGAGAACCACAUGGACAUGACGUGGGCAUUGAUUUUGUGAAAGAUCUUACACUUAGCCCUGGACCUGCUGCUGCGGCGAAGGACCCCAAAGAGCUGGUGAGUCACAGUCUACCUGCUCCUCCGGGACCUUCAGAUGCAGGAAUUGGAUGCAACCAAGUGAUUUUCGGAAUCGUGCGACAGUAUCGUGGACAUGUUUUUACUUACCUCGCCGGAUCCCACGACUCGGAGAAGCUCCAAGAGGUGGCGCAACUGAACGAAGAGGUUCGCUCAUUGCGUCAAGCUGAAGCUGCUGCAGCUCGGCGCAUUGAAGAACUAGAAAGUCGAUUGCGAGAGGCCGAAGCUAAUGAGUCGCAGAGGCUCCGAGAAGAGGUUGCGCAACUCCAAGAAGAGGUUGACGUUCAAGAACCUCAUCUGUACUUCACAUUGCGAGACAAGCCUGCCAUCCUGGAGAAAACGGCCGACAUCUCCUACCACGGCCACAUCAAGCGGGAAGAAGGUUUAGACUGCUACGUGUCCUUUCCUGGAAAAUAUGCAGCCGGUUGGGAUGCAUUGAUCAAGGAACGUCACGGACAAUCCGUGGCGUGCGUGUUCCUCUGCACUCCAGCCAACGGCCUUGGAAAGCACUAUAAAGAAGAAUUUGGUGGCCAGUGCUAUUGCCCCACAAUUUAUGGGCAGCGGGACUUCAGGACUUUCGGUUACUUGAAAGAGCUGCCAGCAUCUUGUAGCGAAGCAGAGGAGAAGAUUGAGGUAGAGAAGGCGAAAGCCACGAAGACUGUUGUGGUUCGAUCAGAUGCCAGCGACAAAGACAAACGAGAAGCUGAAGAGAAAGCACGACAAGCUUGGGAGGACAGUGGCAGAGUUGCCUCCUGGGGAUGUGAAUGGUUCCACACGUGGAAGAACCAGGUGGCCGAAGCCGUGAGGUUGAAGCAACGUCUCAAGGUCGUGUUUUUCCCUGCACAGACUGGCAAAGGUAUAGUUUCUUUUGAGGAUUUGAACAGAGAUGAUGUAAAUCUUUGGGAUGGAGUUGGCUGCGGUGGGAGCCAAAAGUGCGAAAUCGCAUACUUGGAGCGGAUGAGGCAGCAGCAAGGAGAGGCUUGGAAUUAUGAUCAUGUGGACGUCAGCCAUUUCCUGAAGGAAGAGUUCAAAGUUGGGGCUAAAGUUGAUGCGUGGGACGGCAAGCAGUGGUGCAGAGGUACUUUACUCGAUGUUCCCUUGAGGAUACCAGAGAAGCCCGAGGAGGCAAAAUGGACCGUAGAGUCCCAAACGAAGUGGCACAUUUUUGUUACAGAUCGGGUUAGGCAUGCAGAUUUGAUUCAGGCGAUGCUUGCAGAAGUUGGGCGCGAAAACUUCGUGGACCUGGUGAAAGACUCAUUAUCAACAGAUCUUGGGAUCGUGACAAAUCAGGAUUUUGUAUUCCCAGACGGCACACCUUCGCUCGCUCUCAGACUUGGGAUUGACAACAUUGCGUCUCUCCAGCAUGUACGGAAUGUAGUUUUGAAUAGUGACUUGGAAUCGCGCAUAAAUGAAUCUUUGAAGAAGUGGCAAGUGCACGUGGAUAAGACGCACUUUUGCAAGGUUUUUGAGCGAGAACUGCUAAACCUCUCAGACUUGACAGACCAUCAAAAGGAGAAAGUGAGAGAUAUCAAAGAUCUCAUGAAGCACGGGGUUGUCCAUCUGUCGGCUCCUGCAGGUAAAAGAUGGGUGCCUAGCCGGUUCGAAGGUAAAAGAUGUCUUGAUUACGGAAUUCUCAGCGGCGGGUACGGUUUUGCUGAUUGCCCGCGUUACAGUGAAUGUAAGAUUUCUGAUCACAAGAUGUUUUGGCUUAGAUUGCGCUUGCCCAUUUUCCAGACUGAUACGUGGAGGUUCGCUUGGCGGCCUAACUAUGAAUGUCCUCCGGAAGUGCCUGUUGAGCAAUGGCGGGCCGUGCUUGCAGAACAAUGGGCCGCUUACGUGCCAUGUUUUUCUCAGGAUCCCGACCAAGAUUGGGGAUAUUUUCACCAGUUUGCUGAAAAGAGCAUGCGUGAAGCAUUGCACUUGUGUGGCCAGCCCGUGCCUAGGCCAGGCCAUGCGCGCGGGAAUUUGCCUCGUGUGAUCAAGGCUGAACGCCCCCAGGUGAAUACGUUCCCUGCCAGAAAACUUGUUAAUGUGCUUGGUCGUCUCUAUGAAGUGAAGCGACAGUUAGCCAAGUCCCAGGGAGACAAAAAGCUUUUGCAAAAAUUAUGGUCGACUUGGCCGUCUGAAUACAAUGAGCUUUGGGGGUCUUGGAACCACGCUAUUGAAGUGUUUGAACAACGCAUUGCGCUUGAAAACAGGAAGUCCAAGAACCAAAGGCUGACCGAGUGGCGUACCAGAAUGCGCCAGGGGGGCAAAGAGGUGACCCGGUGGAUGAAGCCUCACAAACCUCCAACACCACGCUCUGUUUCCGAAGAUUCUUGCGCCACGAUCACGCAAACCCUUGAUUGUAUUCGUUCUUUUUGGCAGCGUAUUUGGAAACGUGAUGACCUCGUUCCACACUUACCCCCAGAAUUUAGAACAAUGGAAGCCCUGGCUGGACCCCAAACUGAUUGGAUGCCAGAUGCUGCCCUCAUCCAUCAGGCCGCUCUCAGAGCCUCGGGGUCUGCAGCCGGAUGUGACGGUUGGUCCGGCAGCGAAGUUUGCCAUUUCCCGCUUGUUGCUUGGGAUCACUACCGUGAUUUGGUUUUGCAUUGGUCUCAGUUAAAACAAUUCCCACAGGCAUGGCUGCAGGUUCGUCAGGUUCAUUUAAGAAAGGAUGACGGUGGGACUGUAGGGUCUUUGCGGCCUAUUGCAGUUGAAAGCAUUUUUCUUCGGUUGGUCUCCUCAUCUUAUGUGAGGACCCCACAGGUUCAGGAAUGGAUUGCGUCUCGGGUCCCCGAGCAGUGCCAUGGAGGCUUGAAAUCCCGGGGGGUUGCCACGGCAUGGAGGCAACUCAAUGAAGCGUUUGAAAGCCAGGAAGUUCUUGCUUCUUUAGAUUUCUCCAAAUGUUUUGAUUUUGUCCACCCAGGUUUGGCCAUUGAAAACAUGCAACUGCAAGGGUUGCCAGAUGAGUGGGCUAACAUUUUGAUGUUUGUAUGGGGUCAUCAAGUGCGAUGGCUGUGCUUGGGGAAAGCUGUGCACCCAACGCCGGAGCAUGUCCAGACCUCCAUGCCGCAAGGUGAUGCCUUUGCACCUCUGGCUCUUAUCAUGUUGCUCAUUAGGCCCCUUCAUGAUGUGUCUUCCAUUCCAGACUUGCGUCAGGUUGCAUACGUUGAUGAUCGCGCUUUGAGCGCGCCUAAUGUUCCACGUUUAAUUGCUGGCAUCCAUAGAUGGCGCAGCUGGAGUGACACUUUGGGUCUCCAUGAAAACGUUCAAAAAAUGCGUUUAGUUGCCUGCACUGCGCAACAAAAGCAAGAGAUCAAUGACGCAGGGUUUGGUGAGUAUCUCCGACCGGCCACUCGGGUCUUAGGUAUUGACUUUAAGGAAAGUGACCUUAUUGUUUCCCCUGUUCUUGAAAACCGUUUGCAAGAAGCAGUGUUUGCCGCUCACCGUUUGCAGAAAUUGCCGGUUGCCCGCGAUAUCAGGAUGUCUUUGUACAGGUCCAGAAUCAUUUCACUCGCCACCUGGGGCGCUUGGUUUGAACGAUUGCCGCAGUCACAGUUGCCUUCGCUUCGAAAGGCAUGGCAUGCCAUUUCCUAUCUGCAAGGUAACGCUUCGAGACCUCUUUUCAACCUGCUUGUAGGUCAUAUGUAUCAUGCUGAGUUUUGGGCCACCAUGUCUUCCAUUCGGACCAUGCGCCAAGUUCGUGCCCCUUGGCGAAGGGUGCCACGACCUGGAGGCUGGCAGAGUUUCAUUUGCGCACGCAUGCGAGAGCUGAACUGGGAAUUUCGCGGUCCAUGGAUGUUUGCACAUGAGGAUUUGGGUCAUGUCGAUUUAUCCAAUCCAGAUGAAGCUGUUGUGAAACUCACCGAGCACAAGGUGAGAGAAAGUUGGCGCCGAGUGCAAUUUGCCCUUUGGAAAAAGCAGAGCCGCCGUGAUAGGCAUUAUUUGCUUGAUGUGCCGUAUGAGGAAAGUCGUGUUUCCGAUGCCCGCAAGUUGUUCUCUCUCACGUGUGAUAGUCAUCAGAGGGCCGUAAUGCUUGGUUCUGCGCAUUCCACGGCAUGUUAUGAUAAGAUGCGUGGACACGAAGUGAGGGAACAAUGUCCCUUUUGCGGUGAGCAAAUCCCACCUGUCUGGGAACAUCUCUCCUGGCAUUGCUCCGCCGAACAGUUGUCUUCCGGCCGCCCUGAGGUCCCUGAAGAUGAAUUGCAAAAUCGUCUUGCUUGGCCCACACGUGGGUGUGAUGCCUAUGAUAGAGCGGUUCUUCACCACAUGGCCCGGGUCAGGGCCACUGUGCGUGAAAACAUGAAUUGA
Cladocopium goreaui is the source of this 5295-nucleotide messenger RNA. NCBI's taxonomy places the organism in Eukaryota, Dinophyceae, Suessiales, Symbiodiniaceae. The record is from the annotation of a GenBank genome assembly.